AUGUCUCACAGUAGCCCAAGUUACAGUGGAUACAGAGGUCGUUUUGCUGAUUCAAACCAACCACGUGUAGAUUUGGUUGUGCCAACUCGCGCUUAUUCGAAUGACCAACCUAACACUAUGGUUUUAAGUAGUUCUGCGUUGAACUGCAAGCAAUUUGACGGUAAUUGUCGUUGGUCAAACACGAAUGAUGACGAAUUAGAUUGGGGCGUUCGAAUUUCGACUCUUGAGGCAGAAAAAUGGAUACCAAAAUUAGAGACAGAAGUUCAGCCAGGUCCCGGAUCGGCAGUCUUGAUUUCAGCCAAAACUAAUGGAUGGGAAGCUGGUAAACUAGUUUCUGAUCAAAUUCCAUGCAUGACUUCACCGCUACGAUUUACAGCAACUGUUUGGCGAUCGCAUGCUAAAUCUCCUUAUGAACGUCCUAAUCUUCAAAUUUGCUCGCAUAAUACCCACAGCGAACGGCACGUAUCAACAUGCGUAAUAUUUACAAUCGAAAAUGGUCGACCUGUUUCUAUAAAUAUACCAUUGCCAAAGGAUCCACUUUCACCUUUGAGAAUUAUUAUAAUUGGUGACAAUUUUAUUGCUCCUGAUGGUGGUGCUAUAUUCCUUCAAGAUAUCGUUGUCAAUGGAGAAAUAGAUCCACACUGUUCACUGAUAGCAUUUGAUAGCCGUCAAAACGAUGAUGAUCGAGAAAAUUCGCGCGCUAUUAAUGAGUUAAAUACAGAUUUAUCACCGUCGACUGCAAGAUCAGCCAAUGGUGGCCAGAUUCGACAUUUAUAUAGUUUUAAAAACUUCGAAAGCUCUACUGAAUCAGUUGCCGAAACUUGUUUGGCACUAUCUUGCAAUCCAGGAGAUCAAUGCAAAUGGCAGUCGAUCAAUUCUGGUUGGAAAGCGUCAACAGACGAACGUGAAACAAAUCCACUUACCGGAAUAAAAGCACCUCCAUUGAAUUUCAAUGAAUUUUUAGUGGCUCCUCUUACAAAUCGCAGUGUCUCCUAUAAAAUGAUAAGUUCAAGAAUUGACGUCCCUAAUGACAGCGACAAACCGAUCUAUUUCUGCUUCUAUGAAUAUUUUGCGACAGAUGGAGCCCGUCUUGCAUUAUGCAUGGACCCCAUUGGUCGAAGCUGUUUUUAUUCUCGCAGUAAAAUUAUUACUGGCGAACAGAUCAAGGUGAAUGUUUUGGCUGAAAGUAAUGGAACAAAUAAAGGUGAACUCGGAUUUUUACCCGUUAAAGUUACAAGUGAUCCAGAAGGAAAACAUCCGCUAUGUUGA
Molecule: messenger RNA, 1269 nt
Organism: Dracunculus medinensis (Guinea worm)
Lineage: Eukaryota; Metazoa; Nematoda; Chromadorea; Rhabditida; Dracunculidae
Source: the annotation of a GenBank genome assembly